This is a messenger RNA of Bactrocera oleae (olive fruit fly), 1782 nucleotides long. The record is from RefSeq and is a predicted model, not a curated record. NCBI's taxonomy places the organism in Eukaryota, Metazoa, Arthropoda, Insecta, Diptera, Tephritidae.
GUAAUUUGCAACGGUUAAUAAUCAUAUAUUUUUUCUAGUUAAAUUAAUUUUUUGUCUCUUGAGUUAAAUUUUUAAUUUUAGUAUUUCGUAUGCCCUCUACAAGACUUUGUUCUGUUAAUCUUGACUUGAAUAUUUUCAACAAGAUUUUCUUAAAUAUUUGGCUGAUUCGGGUCGUUUAAAAUAGCCGAAACAUGCUCUAUCGGGCUUAAGUCAGGCAAUCACCGCAUUGCCUGUGGCACUUGAAACGAUUAAGAGCCUUGUUAGAUAACUUUUUUUGACGACCGUCAGUCUUUUAAAAUUAUAUUUUUUUUUUAUGUUCACAUAGGUGUAACUUAAGAGAUACUCGUUGUUACUCCUUGUAUUCCUCCUAAAUGUUGAACUCAAACGUUCCAAAACAACGUAGUACUGUUUAUAUUAGUUGUAACGUAGCAAUAUUUUUAAGUAAUUUGAGCAAGCCAAAACUUUGUAGUAGAUUUGAAGACAUCAAACAAAUUGCUUAUAAAAUAUAAAAUUUUUUGAAUAUAAUAAUUUCUAGCGGCAGUUUCACGACAUCAUGUGCGAGAACUACAAAUUAUGUCUGCAGCCAUCGGAGAAGGAUACGAAUCGACCAUUUACACGCCUGCUUUUGGACAGCUGGCAAAGAGAAUAUGACAAACGCCCUUAUCGGAAUUUUUGCUUCAAUCUUCUUGAAUUUGAAGAACGCUUGCGUCGAAAAUUCCAUCCAGUGUAUGAUUUUUUGGUAAUAGUUAGCUUUCUAAAAAAGAGAGCCCUCUGUUCAGUGCAACUUACAGGAAUUCAUUUUCUACCUUAUGAACACGAUGUACUGCAGAGUUUUGUCGAAAGCGUCAUAACGGUUAAUCAUAUUGAAUUGCGGCAAAUGCAGUUGCCGACAAGAUUUUUUGAGCUGCUGCGAGAUAAAGGUGCACGAAUGAAUGUCAAAGAACUAAUAUUAGAAGGUACAAUUUUGACGGCUCCAGACAUCGACUCUCUUCAUAAGUUCAUUAUUGAAUCGAAAAUUCUUCGGCAUUUGAACGUUUCCAAUUGCAGUGUCACCCAAUAUGGCUUUCCUUUACUAGUCGAUGCCAUUCAUAAAUCUAAUUCCAUGCGAAGUUUCGUAUGUAAUCGGCUAGUCGGCAAACGCAUUACUUUGGACACGACUAAGAUUGCACAUGUAGUAUCCUCACUUAUCUGGCAGAACAAGCUGGAAGAACUGGAAAUGCAAAAAUGUGAAAUUCAAUCCUGCGAUAUGGAAGUAAUUAGCGAGUACUUGGAAACGCCAAAGAGUUCAUUGCGAAAACUAAAUUUCGCUUACAAUUGCAUUGGAUGUGACGGAACUGAGUAUCUUUUUCGUGCCACAGUCCUUAGCAAUACCUUAACCCAUUUAAAUAUUGGUAGUAAUAAAUUGGGAACCAUUGGAGGGCAGACGGUGGCCAAGUAUCUUAGUUCUUGUUAUUUACUUGUCUAUCUUAACAUUACAUGGAAUCACAUUUGUCCAGAUGCUAUGAAUUUAAUUUUAGCAACAAUUAAAAAACCUAUUAAACUACAAAGGAUUGAAAUUAUUGGAAACCAAUUUGAUACCAAAUCUGCUAGCAUUUUGCGACGCCUGCUCGAUGCUGGAGCUCUACCUCAAGCGGGAAUCGAUGUAAUACCUAUUUACGACGAGAGUAUAGCUCAUUAUCGUGUCACUCGAUACAAUUAAAAAUCACAUAUACAUAUAUACAAAUGUAUGCAAAUUAAAUAUUUAUUUGAUAUAAAAACAUACUGCGCAAGAUUGUAAUAAAA